This is a messenger RNA of Zootermopsis nevadensis, 3516 nucleotides long. The record is from RefSeq and is a predicted model, not a curated record. NCBI's taxonomy places the organism in Eukaryota, Metazoa, Arthropoda, Insecta, Blattodea, Termopsidae.
GAGGAAUAUUGCAAAAUGAGUGAGACCACAAAAUCAACAGAGAGAAACCAAAGCAAAUACAUCAUCAUGAAGAAUGACAGAAAUAACCUAGUGUCACUAAAAGUCCUGCUGUUUUGUUUCUUUGGAGGUGGCGGAGCAAUCAGGCUACGAGCAUCGUACCACGGAGUCUUUCCGCGCAUCAUUAAUCUGUGCGUUAAAAGAAUGUUCUCGUUUCUAUAAACUGUGCUAUUUUGGAUGGUGUAUUGCUAUUAAAACGUGUUAAGCUGUUUUAAAGUAAAAUAUGUCACUAAAGUAUCGUUUGGUUUCUAAACGAAAGAAGGAUUUUAACAGUAAAUUAAGCGAGUUAAAAUAUGAAGCUGACAGUAUUUUAAAAUAUGUGACAGAUAUAAUUGAUGAAGGAAAUGCAAUAACAACAGAGCUUGAAACAGUGACAGAUGUAAUUUUCCUUCAGAGAUAUCCUGUCGUCAUUGGAAAAUUAAACAGUCUCUUGAAUAAAUUAGUGCGCGUGAACUGUAACAUAGAACUAAGUGCUAGUGAGGAUGAAGUGGAAGAAAGCAUACAGAAUGAUCGUUAUGUUACAGGACAGCCGUCACUGCUUAGUGAUUAUGAACCAGUAAUAACAGAAAAUGAAAUUGAGUCUAGUGCUGCGCGUAAUAACCCUGACGUUUCUUCAGAAUGUUCGCCUUCAUCGUCUUCGAAUAUUGCAUUCGUAUGCCCCAUACAAGAAGGUGAUAUUUUAGAUAUGUGUUACCUUGAUGGAGACACUCCUUACAACUUCUGGUUGCAUUACUAUCAAACCAAAUCACUUGAUUAUUUGAACAAAACUAUGUUGACUCGCUACCAUAAUAAACAGUUGCAUCCGUAUGUUAUGUCAUUGCAGUACACUUGUAGAUGUGUGUGCGCUUUUGAUGGUGAAAAGUGUUUUCGUGGUGAAAUUCUUAGUAUUCAUUUGGAUCAACCUGUUCGAUUCACAAUACUUGAUGUCGACAGUGGUAGGAUGCAAAUAAUUGAACAAGUCAGAGUUUUCAGACUUGAUGAAGAUCUUUCAGAAAUUCCUGUCCAAGCUUUAAAUUGUCGCUUGCAGGGGGAAUUAGGUGAUCCUUUGUUGUGGAAUGAUAAGGUAAUUCCUCUGUUCCAUCAGGUCCUUGCAGAAUCAGAAUUAGUUGUGACUGUUUGUGGAAAGAUUGAACAAGAUGUACCCCUGUAUUUGGUUGAGAUUGACUGCCAUAAUGAUGAACGAAUAAAUAAUAAGAUUGAACUGAACAAGUGGAUUAUACAUUCUGUAUUUCCCAGAUUGGAAGAAAUGAAGGAAAAAUUCACAGGUGAUGAUAUAUUAAAAUCCCUUUAUGUAUAUUUAGACCCUGUCACAAGAGAUAAUGAAGAAUCUACAGAGCAGGCCUUACACACAAGGAGUUCCUUUCUUACAGACAUAUCAAGGCCUUCAACUCAGUUACUAAACUUAACAUCAUUACACUGUCCUGCAAUAUUAAUCAUGGAUCAAAAUCAGCCUCACAAUCUGGGUCAAGAAGAACCUUCAUUACUAAAUCAGACAAAGAAAGAUACUCUGUUGAAGCAUAACCUUAAAACUCCAACUGCUUCAUCAACAGAAAACUUGAAUAUACCCAUAAACACUAAGCAUUCAUUGCCAAAGAUGAAUCUUAAAUCACCCUCACAAACAACACUUGAUGAGAAUGAAACAAGUAACAUGAAUUGCUUGACACACAGUUCCAUCUCCUAUAUGCCAGCUUCAUGUUCUAUAAGUAGCGGCUUAACUUCAGAACUUGUGCCACUUACACCAGAAAAAGAAAGUAUUUCCCUUCAUCAAUCAGUACUUAUACCCUCAGUUGGGCACACUUACAAGGCAAUGUUAUCUCAUAUUGAGGACCCAGGUGAGUUUUAUAUCCACAUAUUGUGUGAAGACAACUUUAAAAUUGACAAACUUCGAAAUGAGAUGAAUCAGUAUUACAGUAGAGUCAAAGUUAAGUUUAAAUCAAAGAAAGUAGCAAAAUAUAGUGUUGGCUCAUUCUGUGCUGCAUUUUAUGAUGCUGACAAGCACUGGUAUAGAGCACAAAUUGUUGAUUGGAAUCAAGACAAUGAUGGUGAUCCAGUGAGCAUAAAAUAUGUUGAUUAUGGGAACCAGUCUUCAGUACACUUCUCUGUGUUACAACCACUGACAGCUGAGUUUACAGAGUUGCCAAUUUGUGCUAGACAAUGCCAUUUGGCCAAGAUCCAUCCCUGCACUUCAACACAGGAUAGAAUAUCAAAGUGUUGGUCACAAAGUGCAAUAAAUGAGUUCAUGAAUCUUGUGAAUAUACAGUCACUUUACUCUGUUGUUGUGUUGGAAUGCAGUGGAGAUAGUGUGUGCUCACUUCCAGUCCUUCUACAGGACUGCCAAAAUGACGGCUGCAUUAAUAAAUGUAUGGUUGAACUUGGUUAUGCUGUAAGUUUUUCUCCUGUUGACUUUUCAUUAUAUGCUGCACAGAGGAAGGAACAAGAAGUAUCAUCUACAUCAGAAGACCAAAAUGCACAAAAUCUAAACGCUGAGAAUGACAGGCAUAAGGAUUUCUCAGAAUCAGAAGAGGUUAUGUAUGACCAGGAUCCAAUGUCUGAAGAUUACUUUUCAGAAUCAAAUACUCUGUAUCAUGAUGAUGAAGAUGCAUGCUAUGCUGUAACAGGCUACAAGCCACAAGAUGAGAAAAGGAUCUGUAAAUUCUAUGCUCAGAAAGGCAGGUGUUUUAAAGGUGAAAAUUGUCUGAAGGAGCAUUCAUAUCCACACCCAGGUGGCUGGACAACUGAUAAAGAACGUAUGUUCAAAGAAGCAUUUUGUGAGCUUGCACUGCCAGAUUUACAAGACAAAAUAAUGUUGCAGGUAACAUGCGUAACAAAAGUCAAUACAUUCUUUGCAGUAAUUUGUGAUGAGUGUCCAAGCAGCUCUGACAAAAUGCAUAUCAGAAGACUAGAUGUGGAAGAUGAAGAAAAAGAAGAAACGUUGGUAACGUUAAAUAAUCAUCUGAAUGAGGAAUAUAAUGUGAAGGCCUUGCAAAGAUGUGUUGUUACACCAGGUGUUGGUCAGAUAGUUGUUGCUCGUUUCAGUAUUGAUGGCCGCUUUUAUAGGGCUAGAGUUUUGGAUUAUUCACGUCGAAAAUUUUUUGUUUUUUAUGUCGAUCAUGGAAAUAGGGAAUGGGUGAGUGAAUCAAAUGUUCGUGGUAUAGAGAGAAAAUACCUGCAUUUACCAUUCCAGGCAAUUCAUUGUGUACUAGCAAAUGUGGAUGAUGUAAGUGAAAGUUUUGAAGCAAAAGAGUUCUUUGCAAGUUUGGUAAAUAAUAAGAUAUUUCAUGCUCAAGUCAUUGCAAGGCUAUGUCAUAUGUCUACACUGGAGGUACUGCUCUGGGAUGAAAAUGGUGAUGAUGUGGGAGCUCAUAUUAUCCAGAAGAACUAUGGAAAGGAACGUAUCUGUAGUACUCACGGCACUGUGGCUCAUGGGAAUUGACCUUGCUGUGGCAGCUGUAUUUUGUU